UCUGGUUCAGCUUCUUCUAAUUUACAAGCAUUAAGUCAAAUGGUUUCCUUAAACAUGCAUGCUAUAGUCAAUCCUAUUCCCAGUGUUUCUACUACAGGGAAGCCUCUAGUUGUGGCUUCAACCAGCUCUUUAUCCUUUGACUCAGUUCAGCUGACAGAAGCUACCAGGCCUAUGAGAAGGCUUUAUGUAGAAAAUGUUCCUGCUUCAGCCUCUGAAAAAGCUAUGAUGGAAUCCUUCAAUAAUUUUUUGCUUUCCUCUGGCAUUAGUCAUAUCCAUAGGACCAAACCAUGUAUUAGCUGUAUUAUACACAAAGGAAAGGGCCAAGCUCUUGUUGAGUUCCUUACGCCAGAGGAUGCUUCUGCAGCUCAUUCUGUUGAUGGCAGUAUUUUCUCUGGUUCCGUUCUCAAAAUCAAACGGCCAAAGGACUUUAUUGAACUGGUUUUCAGACAGUUGCUAUUUUCAUGCAGACUGGUGAACUGGAGAAAUCAGGAGCAACAGCGAUCACAGUCAGUGAUGUUGUGGAGGAUUCACAUCACAAGAUAUUCAUCGGUGGAAUUUCAAAGGUUCUUUCAUCUGAAAUGUUCUGGGAGAUUGCUAAUUCCUUUGGUCCUUUGAAGACAUAUCACUUUGUUAUGAACAAGGAUCUUGGUGAACAAUAUGCUAUGCUCGAGUAUGUCGAUCAAUCUGUUUCUCACAAAGCCUGUGCUGGUCUGAAAGGAAUGAAGUUGGAGGGUAAGUAAUCACUGCAGUUGAGGCUGUUCCUGAUGGCUUUUCCUCGGAAAAUAGUGGAGAUCUAAAUUCCUAUAUUAUUCCUGAAUUUGCAAGGCCACUUCUUCAGAAGCCUACUCAAGU
This is a messenger RNA of Hibiscus syriacus, 852 nucleotides long. Its product is annotated as splicing factor U2af large subunit B-like. Gene Ontology annotation, molecular function: poly-pyrimidine tract binding; pre-mRNA 3'-splice site binding. The record is from RefSeq and is a predicted model, not a curated record. Gene Ontology annotation, cellular component: U2AF complex; U2-type prespliceosome; nuclear speck. The coding region runs from base 40 to 615 and encodes 191 amino acids. The transcript has 7 exons. NCBI's taxonomy places the organism in Eukaryota, Viridiplantae, Streptophyta, Magnoliopsida, Malvales, Malvaceae.